AUACCUUUUCAUGAGUGGCUAUUAGCGUGAUUUAGUAAAAGUCCUGGUAUUCACAAACCUGGCAGGAACGCCUGGGGCUAUAAGAAGCCUUUAAGCAUUUCUUUACUGAGACAAGAGAAGGGCCGCCGACCCAAGGACGGCGACGUCACUUCCGGGCGCCUGAGUAGUGCAGGCGCCCGCAGUUUCUCAAGAAGGGGAAUGGAGACUGCUCGCGCACGCGUCUUUCCUGUCCCAAGCUUUUGCUCACCACCAACAAAGACUCCGUUGCUUUCCAGCAACAGAUUCCAGCUGUGUUGUCCAAAACUAAUUCUUCUGGAGAGGCUGUGGGAGCUCACGACUGAAAUCUGCGCGUAGUUUACUCUCAGCCCAGUCACUGCAGGAAGUAUUUGUAGAGUAACAAAUAUGCUAAUGUUAAGAAAGACAGCAGGAGCUAUUCCCAAGCCCCCAAAGAGUAAAGUUUAUGGAUUUUUAAGAAGAUUUACUGUUCAUCCCAGAACUCUCUCUUGUCAUAAACUGGUCCUGGGAAUUGAAACCAGCUGUGAUGACACAGGAGCUGCUGUGGUGGAUGAAACUGGGAAUGUGCUGGGGGAAGCGCUGCACUCCCAAACUCAGGUUCAUCUGAAAACAGGUGGGAUUGUUCCUCCAGUAGCUCAACAGCUUCACAGAGAAAAUAUUCAACGAGUAGUAGAAGAAACUCUCUCUGCCAGUAGAGUCACCCCAAGCGAUCUCUCAGCAAUCGCAGCUACCAUCAAACCAGGACUGGCCCUGAGCUUGGGAGUUGGCUUAUCCUUUAGCUUACAGCUAGUAAAUCGGUUUAAAAAGCCAUUCAUCCCGAUUCAUCACAUGGAGGCUCACGCACUGACUAUUAGGCUCACCAAUAAAGUAGAAUUUCCUUUUUUAGUUCUUUUGAUUUCUGGCGGUCACUGCCUGUUGGCGUUAGUCCAAGGUGUUUCCGAUUUCCUCCUCCUUGGGAAGUCUUUGGACAUAGCGCCAGGCGACAUGCUUGACAAGGUGGCAAGAAGACUUUCUUUAAUCAAACAUCCAGAAUGUUCUACAAUGAGUGGUGGAAAAGCUAUAGAACAUUUGGCCAAAGAAGGAAAUCGAUUCCAUUUUACUAUCAAUCCACCUAUGCAGAAUGCUAAGAAUUGCGAUUUUUCUUUUACGGGACUUCAACAUGUUACUGAUAAGCUAAUAACACACAAGGAAAAAGAAGAAGGCAUUGAGAAGGGGCAAAUCCUGUCAUCAGCUGCAGACAUUGCCGCUGCGGUACAGCAUGCAACAGCGUGCCACCUUGCGAAAAGAACACAUCGUGCUAUUCUGUUUUGCAAGCAGAAAAAUUUGCUAUCUCCAGCUAACGCAGUACUAGUUGUAUCUGGAGGUGUUGCAAGUAACUUGUACAUCCGAAAAGCAUUGGAAAUUGUCGCAAAUGCAACACAGUGCACGUUGUUGUGUCCCCCUCCAAGACUGUGCACUGACAAUGGCAUCAUGAUUGCAUGGAAUGGAAUUGAACGAUUACGUGCUGGCUUGGGCAUUUUACAUGAUGUAGAAGACAUCCGAUAUGAGCCAAAAUGUCCUCUUGGAGUAGACAUAUCCAGAGAAGUUGCAGAAGCUGCCAUAAAAGUACCACGAUUAAAAAUGGCACUUUGAUUUGUGAUUUUAAAGGUCUCUACAGGCAAUAACUGACAUGCAAUUCAAUUCCAUAUGAAACUCUGGGAAGAAAACCUACUCAGUACAAACAACGUCCAUUCGAACAACACAAAUGCCAUCCCCUGAAGAUGCUGUGUAUUUUACCACAAUAAACAGUAUGUUUUGGAAAAAAAAAAAGUCAAGAAUCAUUUCGUGUUUCAAAUGUUUUUUGUUUUUUGUUUUUAAUUAUUGGCUUUCUACAGGGUCUGGGUUGGCGUUCUGUUCAUCUUUCCCAAGUUUGUUCAAAAACACUAUUCUUGGUCUUGAUACAUUUAUGAUAUCUGAUGAAACUCCAGAUAGAAAUAAAAAAAUGUUGUGGGAAA
Messenger RNA from Mus caroli (Ryukyu mouse), 2009 nucleotides. It is a transcript of the gene Osgepl1, whose product is annotated as O-sialoglycoprotein endopeptidase like 1. Gene Ontology annotation, cellular component: mitochondrion. NCBI's taxonomy places the organism in Eukaryota, Metazoa, Chordata, Mammalia, Rodentia, Muridae. Gene Ontology annotation, biological process: tRNA threonylcarbamoyladenosine modification. The record is from RefSeq and is a predicted model, not a curated record.